Molecule: messenger RNA, 666 nt
Organism: Toxorhynchites rutilus septentrionalis
Lineage: Eukaryota; Metazoa; Arthropoda; Insecta; Diptera; Culicidae
Gene: baf
Product: barrier-to-autointegration factor
Exons: 2
Coding region: 228-500 (90 amino acids)
Molecular function (GO): DNA binding
Source: RefSeq, a predicted model, not a curated record
CUAUUCAGCAAUGUGUCAAGCGUCAAGCUGCGACAGAGCGGCAAGCGGAGAAAACAACGUUCAAAACGAAACGAUUCCAGCAAAUUCUACCAUAUCACAGAGCAUUUUGACUAAUUCAACCUUGAAAGAACAGGAAAAUCUGAGUAUUAUUCGUGGAUAGCGCUUUGAUACGUUUACGGCGAACGAGAAAACUUCAUUUCAUUUUUCUGUUGUGAAACAAUUUAAAAAUGUCCAGCACUUCUCAGAAACAUAGAAAUUUCGUAGCUGAGCCUAUGGGAGAAAAACCAGUAACGGAUCUAGCUGGCGUGGGAGAUGUGCUGGGGAAGCGUUUAGAUGCUGCUGGAUUUGAUAAAGCCUAUACAGUGCUGGGUCAAUAUCUGUUGCUGAAAAAAGAUGCCGAACUUUUUAAGGAAUGGAUGAAAGAUACCUGUGCUGCCAAUUCCAAACAGGCCGCUGAUUGUUACCAAUGUCUCAAUGACUGGUGCGAGGAGUUCUUGUAAAAUUUCCCUAUCCCUAUCAUUAAGCUUUAUUUGACUUGAAAACUGUGUCGCUUUUAUUCUCUAACCUAUAAGCAAUUGGCUAUUUUAAUGAACAUUUAUGAAGGACGUAGAUUGUAACAUAAUCUGUAUGUGUCGUAAUAAUACUUGUUACUAUUUUGACUAUGAA